CGUUAGAGAGAGACCGCUCAAUUAGGUUAACGGUUUGGCAGCGAAUAGAAGAAAUAUACCCACACUUAACUCGGAAUGGAACGCUUUCACACACAAUUUGAUAAAUAUACAAAAAUAUGGACGGGUCCGAAAGCUACGAAUUUCUUUGACGCUGAUUGUUCAAUAGGCAAAAUUCUCUUCGCUUUCAUGCGAAAUAAUCCAAAAAACAUAUGUCAGAUAUCCGACACUGAAGGCACAGCCCUAAACAACAAUGAAGCCCUGACCUUUGGCAUCCGUAUAGCCCAAUAUCUCAAAACGAUGGGCUUGCGCCAGGAUGAUGUUGUGGGUAUUGUUGGUUCCAAUACCACCUAUCUUAUGCCCGUGGUCUUGGGUUGCUUACUCAAUUGUACUCCAUUCCAUGCCAUUAAUCAUAAGAAUGACGAAGCCACGAUAAAACACUUAUUCCAUAGCACGAGACCCAAGGUGAUUUUCUGUGAUGGCGCCGUUUAUCCAAAUGUUGCUGUCAUUGGUAAAAUCCUGAAGGCGAAAAUGUUUACAUUGACUCAACAUCGUGUGGAUGUGGGGAAAAUCGAAGAUCUUCUGGAGCCCACGAAUGCGGAAUUAUUUUAUGUACCCGAAACACUCAAACAGGGUGGUGAUCAAACAGUGGCAAUUGUUUGUACGGCUGGCACAACUGGAAUGCCGAAAAAUGUCUGCAUAUCAAAUUCGUCGUGCCUUUUUGAUUAUGGUUUUGUUACGGCUCAGGAUGUCCUUUUCUCCUUCAGUACGAUUGACGUAUCCUCGGGCAUGUUUAAUAUGCUCUUCAGUUGUGGUCAUGGUUCCACUCGCAUUAUUACCAAUAAACCGCCAAGUGCCGAAUAUCUAUUGGAGCUGAUAAAUAAAUAUAAAAUCUCCCUGCUCACCCUCUCGCCCACCUGUGUUGCCGCUCUGACCAAGUGCAAUAUCUUGACCAAGGACAAGCUGAGCAGUGUUCGAUUCAUCAGCAUUUCGGGUGGCAAUGUUCCGGUUAUGACAUUGUUAAAGCUUCAGGAUUAUCUAACGAAUGGCUUAAUUUCGUAUGGCUAUGCUUUGGCCGAGUGUGGAGGCGUUGCUGGCAACAUGGGUGUUGGCCACCCAAAUAGUGUGGGUAAAAUUGUACCCGGUGUCAAGGUGAGAAUUGUUGACGAAAACGAUCGCAAUCUGGGACAUGGGGAGAUGGGUGAAAUAAUGGUACACACGGGCAAAGUGUGGAAUGGUUAUUAUGGCAAUCCUUCGGAAUCUAAACGCAUGCAGGACUAUCAGGGUUGGUUCCACACUGGCGAUUUGGGUUACUUUGACAGGGACAACUAUUUAUAUGUGGUGGAUCGCAAGUGCAACUCUCUGCGUUUCCAUGGCAUGCAAUAUUGGCCAUUGGAGUUGGAGCAGUGCGUGGCCGAAAUACCAGAUGUUUUGGAAGUUUGUGUUUUUGGUUUAUGGAAUGAAGUAGAUGGGGAUGCUGCUGCAGCUGCCGUUGUUAAAGUGCCCGGCAGUAGACUCAGUGAACAGGACGUAGUUGAGUAUGUGGCCAAGCGUUUGGUUGUUGCCCACAAACACCUGCAUUGUGGCGUCUUCUUCCUCGACGAUUUGCCAAAGACUGGUAGUGGUAAGGUGAUCAGGGAUAAGGCGAGAGAUAAGGCACUGGGCAAGCAUUGGAUUGCUCCAAAAUCUUCCUAUAAUCGUUUGGGUCAAUAGCUGGUAGGGGGAUAAUUAUUAUUCCUCUUUCAAUUGCCAUUGUUAAGUAUCUUUAAGUAUUUAUUUUAAAUUUGUAGCAGUAAUUUGUUUAGUUCCAUAAGUGUGUGAGAAUAAAUAUUUACCAUCGAUGUGUGAAGUUGAAAA
This is a messenger RNA of Musca domestica (house fly), 1854 nucleotides long. Its product is annotated as luciferin 4-monooxygenase-like. Gene Ontology annotation, biological process: long-chain fatty acid metabolic process; fatty-acyl-CoA biosynthetic process. Gene Ontology annotation, molecular function: long-chain fatty acid-CoA ligase activity. Lineage: Eukaryota; Metazoa; Arthropoda; Insecta; Diptera; Muscidae. The transcript is spliced from 5 exons. The record is from RefSeq and is a predicted model, not a curated record. Bases 76 to 1710 code for a protein of 544 amino acids.